AUGUCGGGGAUGAUGGCAAUGGCGCUUCUCUCCGUGUGCGUGUCUCUGUCGCUGUGCGUCGUGCCUUUCCUGGCGCGUAUCACAGUCUUCCCGUUGCUCACAGGGCUCGUACACAAGUUUACAGCCGCCUAUUUGACUGACAGUAUUCAGAUUGAGUAUUCCUUUGGCUCUUUUGAAGUGCGUGGACGACGCGGUACUGGAGCAGCUUUGGAGAUGCUGCGUGGCAUUACUAUCUCGCUCUUCUUUGUGACACUGCAGAAUGAAUUUCUCAAGACGUUGGCCUUUGCUAAACAAGGACUUGCUCCGGUUGAGCUCAAGCACGUGAGCAUUGAGAAGAUGGUGAUCUAUCUGGCGACGACGUGGAAGGUGGUAAUCAAGGUAGAAGGCGUGACUGUGGAUAGCCAGAUGAUCGAUCCUAACGUAGAAGGCGUGUUUGACUUGCAAGACGCAGUGGCUAUGAAGGUCAAUGAAGCGACCAAUUGGAUUACUCAACUCGUUGAAAUACGCACCAAAACGAACCUAAGAGAGAAACAGGAGAAGGAGCAAACGGCGCGUACUCUUGGAGUCACAUCGCCGAAAGCUUUUGCCUUUAAAGAUCGUGUAUUACAGCAGAUUGCGGCCCAGGUGGACGUCCAUGUGAGGAAUGUGAGAAUUGCUAUUACGGGGCUGACACCAGGAGCUACUGCUGUUGAUGGCCACGAUGGUGAGGCUGAGGAAAUGGACGAUGAAGACGCAGACGUAGCCACGACGAGCUCCAUUCCCGAGGCCUUGAAGCCAACACGUGUGAUCUUUGUUAUGAAGUCGUAUGACUUGCUGUCGGAUGUAUUGCAUGACAGUGCAGAGGAACCUUUACAACUUGUGUUGACGUCGGAGGAGAUCCUGGUGGAACACGCUAUGAACAUUAAGGGUGUGAACAUUUGUGCUGCUACUGUGAACGAUGACGAUGACAAGUCUAUGCCGGAGCAAAGGGAAGACUUGCUGAAAGAUAAGAAAGGAUUCCGUCCAGGUGAAAUGCCACUGCUGUCUUUCCAGAGUAUCGACCUUAAGCUCCAUGUGCCGCCCAUGCCACGAUUGCUGGGCAUCGUGGAGGACAUUGCUCCUAUUCCGGUGAAGAACCGUGUGGCACAAGUAGAAUUGGUGUCGUCGUCGAUCAGCAACAUUACAGUUACGCGUGAGCUGACGGUUGGCGUGCUGCGCGAUCUGUUUGUUCCAUACAUGGAUCACCAGGUUCUGGUGCAGUCGGUGCGUGCGUUAGCCCACGAUGAGACUGUCCGAAAGCCGAUCUCAAAAGAGGACGAAACAUUUUACGUGGAUAAUUACGACCAAGUGGAUGGCAACAGUUCACUGUCGGCUCAAGAUAAAAAGGAGCGCAAUGACAAGCUUCGCGCACUGGAAGCUGUCAUGUCGCUAAACAAAAUUCUUGAGCUGCGCAGUCGAUCCACUGGAUUGGCCAAGUAUUAUCGUCCUGAUCAAGAUGAGCUUUCUCUAGCAGAUUACAUUGCAAUUGUGCAAAAAAAUGCUGCCAAGACGAGCAACGUUAUGUUUAGAGCGUUGCAGAUCACAUUACGUUGGGACAACAUGAGUAUUGCGUUUGUUGAACGGGGCCAUCAGAUUUCUGAGUUGGUGGUGGUCGGCUUCGGCGUCAAUGCGCGCUCAUUCACAAUUGCAGAAGGCGAUGAGAAGCAAAAGCUAGACGUGGAUAUGGUAUUGGGCCAGACAACAUUCACGGUUAACGUUGGGUCGUCGGCUUUGAAUCCUGUUUCUCCGACAGUAAAGCUAAUGUUUGCGGACUUCAGCAAGGUAGCUGCAGAGACUGACGCAAUGACACCGCCACAGAUGCUCACAGCCAAUGUAAGCCAAUUUGAAAGUGGUAAGCAAAAUGUGCGUGCUGCUGUGAACAACGUGAAGUUGGUGCUCUCAGUGAAUGCACUGGAGCGUUUUCUGCUGUACGUAGAUCGACUGAGCACAAAGGCUACUCAAGUACUGUCAACAGCGCGGCCACCUUUGAUUCCAGUUGUUCACUCCGAGUCAUCGCCUACCCCGGUGCAGGUUGCUAAAAGCGAGAUGGAAACGGUGAGAAAAGAGGUAUCGAUGUCUCCGUUUAGCUUGCUUGGUGGUAUGCUGCUAAACCUCAACGUAAACGUAAACGACUGUCACGUUGUCCUGCUGCCCACUCACUCUUAUUCAAAGUCACUAUUCACGGAUAUUAAUGUGGAGACUUGGCAAAGCAAUUACGUAGUAGAUUGCCGCGUGGAUAUGCCAGCCACGUUGAGUAUUCAUCUCGAAAGCUCAAAAGUGAAGGAAGUGAUGGAGUUUAACGUUCAAAGCGUCAGUAUUGGUGCGCAAUACGUUGAUGGUGCUAAGGAUGUGGAAACCAUUUUGGCUCCAACAAGUAUCGCGAUUCAGCUCGUACUAGAACAAGACACCACGGACUCCUUGAUUUGCCACCAGAGUGUAAUGAUGCACAUGCCAGAUAUCUUGGUUGCUGGGUCGGACCUCAGUUUGUCUCUGUUGGCGUCCUGUGGCGAGGCUCUCGGUAACAUGCAGACCACAACGCCUGACCAAGCCCAACUUCGCCUCGAAAGUCGUAUAAAGCAAGAAGAAAUUCGGCGCCAGGCGGAAGUUGAUACAGUCCUCGAUCGCUUGCACCGACUUUUCGACGAAAUUGAUGAAAACGGAAACGGCCGUAUUGAGCUUGGAGAGCUUCUUCUCUUACUGCGCCGGGUCAAGGUUGGUGACUCGUUGCUAGAAAGUGAAUUGGAGUACUUCGUUCGUGAGCUCUUCAAGGAGAUUGACCGGGAUGGCAACGGCUUUCUAGAGUUUCAAGAGCUGCGAGCAUUCUUGCGCGAUGAUCUGUUGUCAGACGAAGCUACUGAAGUUUCUGUUUCGACGUCAGGAAACGGCAGCAAUGCUCUUAGCGGCUUCCUCAACCUGCGAGGAAAUGAAUACCAUUCGUUCGAAGUUCUUAACAAGUUGUGCGAGACAAAGAUAACGUUCUCCGAGCAACUCGCCGAGUGGAUCAAACGUCCUGCGUUCGAGGGGCGAUUCUGGGAACUAUUUGAGAGCGAAGCUCGCGUUAAGAACCGCUCGGUUGGCGAUCAAGACCCGCUGGAUCUACAGAAAAAGUUGGUGCGUCUACUAAAGAACUAUGACGCCGCGAAUCUGAUCUGGGAUGCAUUGGUAUUGCCUACGAUAGAAGACAAUUGCUCGGACCGUGAUUUAUAUGAGUGGCUAUUGCAGCCGUUCACGCGCUGUGGAGGCAUCAGCGAGUACCAGAGUGCAGCAAAAAUUAUUGCGAUGAAAAAACGUGAAGGUAUUUUCAGUGCAGCUUUUGAGGAAGCAGAAAAUUUAGUGAGCAAGCUUACGCAGAACACAAAUCUGGUGAAAAAGGAGCUGCAGUUAAGAACAGAUGUCAAACUGGGGAACCUGCGAUUUGUUCUUACAGAUGCGGAUCUGCCUGCUCGCUUCUGCCGUGGCAAUUUUGUCAUCAAGGAUGUAAAAAUGUCGAUGGAGUUGACUGGCAAAGAAAUCGACGAAAUCGGCCCCGUAGAUUGGGUCAGCUUGGCUACGUCUAGUAACGCCGACUGGACGUUGUUGUUUGGCUUCAAGAUGUCGUCGUCUUGCCAUAGCGAAUAUGCUAACGACAUGGAAAAUAUUGUCGAGCCAUGGGAAGUGGUUGCCGGCCUGUCUUCGGGUGCUGGCGAGAACGGUUUUUCUGUUUUGAUAGAGGCAGCCAAGCGAUUCCAAAUAAAUGUAACUCCAAGUGUCCUGAAGACCUAUCGUGCUCUGAUGGACGCCCUUGACGGAGAGGCCCAGCAGAAUGGUCUGCAGAAGCAUCUGGAUAGCUACCAACUUUCUUUGGCCGCAAAAAAGCAGAAAGAAACCGAUUGCCUUGUGCAGAACUUUACUGGAUGCAAGGUCUUUUUGAAACUGAACGGCAGCCACGAGACAAUCACGAUCGAAGCGCAUAAUCGUGCUCACAUUGCAAAUGGAGCUUUGAAAGAUGGUGAGGCUACACUAGACUCACUUGAAAUUGAUCAGUGGGGUACUAGCAAGAAUUCGGUGAAGUUGCCAUCCUUUGGCAAUGUAAGCGUUGGUGUGAGUACGGCAGAAGCCGUGUCAUCUACUCUCUUUGUCACCGUGUUUUCACGAUUGGAAAACCCACGACACCAACUUAUUGUUCUUAGAUCGAACACGUACUUCUGCAACCACAGCUCGGAGUGCUACGAGGUAAAGUACUUGAGCCUAGGAAAUGAAGACAGAGUGGCGGUGGAAUCUCCCGUCAUUAAGUUGCGGCCUAAUGAGCGGAUUUCGUUGCCGCUCUCGCUGUUAAUGGGAAUUACGGAGUUUUACGCGCGUCCUGAAGGUUACGAACACUGGAUUGUGAAGACUGUACUGAACAAUGACGUGGUAACAUCCACUACGGCAAUCAAAGAGCUCGAUGACCACGAAGCUGAAAAAGAAGCGAAAAUGAAGCAGCGCCGAGGCGGGACUAUCGUGUUUGGCCAAACCGAGGAAACUUGCACAAAGAUGAUAAAGCGCCUAACCUCGAAUGUGAUCGUGCGUCGUUGGUACUUACGUUCGCAUUUUGAAUGGGAAGUAGCGUUGCUUCCUCCGUUUGUGGUGCGCAAUUCUCUGCCCUAUGCGAUGGAAUAUCGAUUUGUCGAGUACAAGUCGAGUUCAUCGAGGGACAUGAAGACUGCUUUCGCCAAGGUAGAUACACUUUUACGGUGCGAGACUACACCUGAGCCAUCCGAUGGUGUAUUCAGUGGCAUGGUGGAAUCAGGUCACGAUACUGAAGUGUCCGGUGUUUCUGGAGGGUACCCGGGAUAUCUGUCUAUUCGAUUGGUUGCCCAAAAGCAAAGCACAGGCAAAGAUGUGGCAUCGGCAUGGUCGAAACCGCUGCUGAUGAUGAUCCAUAAGGGACUCGAGCAGUUUACGACACUGCAAGAAAGUGUCGAAGUCGACAUUGGUCUCAAGUUCAACAUCGACCGAAUAACACUUCCUAGUUACCCUCGGCUCGUACGCUUUUCGAGCCCUUACUGGAUCGUGGACAAUACAUCGAUUGCAUUUGACUACGCGUCUACUGAGUCUGGCGCAAAGCGGAGCUCAUUUAAGGCCGUGAGUGUGUGUGCACCGUUCAAUUACCCUAUCAUGACAUCGCUGCCACAUGAUCGUCUGAGCUUGAAACCGCUUGCAAAUCUCAACCGCCGCCCAAAGGCAUGGGAAGCGCUCGGCAAUAUGCCGGAUACAGCGUUUAAGGCUUCAGCAAUCUCGGAGCAUGCAAUAAAGAACGCGCAGUGGUCGGAACCGAUUAACACGACAGCCAUUAACACUAUGGGUGAGAUCGUGUGUGGUCCAAGCGUUUUUAGCUUGAAAAUGGAAGGUCUUUACGGUCUUUUUGAGCCAGGUAUCUCGCUUACAUUGAGCCCCCGAUAUUUCGUUCAAAACCGCUUGAACCAAAAGCUGUACAUUCAGAGCUUUGCCUCUCACGAUCAUGAUCCGCAGAAAGUAGACGAUAUGUUUCACAAGCGAAGUGUAAAUGAUGUGAAGCAGCUGCAUAUGGCGCUGGAGGACGGUCAGACUACACCACUGUAUCAUUUCGGGUCCUUGAAGAAGGGCGAGUCUGGGGUACAAAGUCAGCGCUACGUGUCGUUUUCAUUCUCGGAAGAAUGGGGCACCGACACCGACAAGAAAAACUGGUCGUUUGCCAUUCCGAUCAACACAGCCGGAGAUGUCUACCUACAAGUCUAUUCAUCUGUGCGCCAGCGUCAUCUUAUUUGCCAAGCGAGUGUGCAAGUGGUGGACAUGUACGUCUAUGUAGUUCUGACGGAUGUGUCUUGCGCACCACCGUACCGGAUUGAGAAUUACACUCCGUUUACAGUAGAUUACGCUCAAUUGGGCGAGUCAUCUAUUUUCAGCAGGGGGCAAAAGCAAACGGCUGCUACGAUUAAACCCGGCGCGUGGCAUGCUUUCGCCUGGUUUAAUCCUUUGUCGAAGGACCGCCACGUCGAGCUCCGUCUUUCACAUGUAGACGCUCCUAAGGCACAGACGAAAAAAUAUGACAUCGACUAUGUUGGCUACUUGGACCCCAUUACCAUGUGGGUAUCUCGCGAUGGCGAGAAAAAGCACGCCGUGGAGUUGACUGUACAAGUCGUCGUUGACGAGAGCACGCGUGUGGUUAAGAUUGCUGAGAAGGAACUGGAGCUUAGUCUCCUGGUAAACAAGGACUUGGAGGAAGAGGACGAUCUCCAGCACCGGCGAAUGCUCUACGUAUCUUCUUUCGAUAUUGCAUUCGAGGGCUUUGGCUUUUCCUUGCUAGAUGGUUUCCCGCAAGAAGUAUUUUUCGCGUCAGUAGAUGUUAUUAAGGUGCAAAAGGCCCCUUCGUCGCUAGAAUGGACGUUUUCAGUGCUACAUUGCCAAGCGGACAACAUGCUGGCGACUGCCAAGUUUCCGGUGAUUAUGAAUCCUGUUAACGCAGGUUACAGUGAUAAGUCGGUCGGCAAAGAGCCACAGCCGUUCUUAAAGUUAGUUCUUGAUGCUGACCUCGAAGCCCGUUUGGGAACGUACAAGCUGUUUGAGUUCAGCUUAGGUGACCUGGCGGUAAAGGUGGAUAUCGAUUAUUUCGUGAACCUUGUAAAACUUCUUGAACCUUAUUUGGUGUCUGAUGCAACUAUGACUCACCGCUCAAGGCGAACGCUGGAGAAAACGCUUCAACGUCGCGCACCACCGAUGCCUGUAAUGUUGGUGACAAACGAUGGUGGCAUCGAGACAGAUUUGGUGUACUUCGAUGUCUUGCGUAUUUCGUCGUUGUCAAUUGAUAUAGAGUACUCAAUCACGCGCAAAGACAUUGUAUCGUCUACUGGUGGUGGCCACUCGGUGGUCUUCGGAUUUCUAAGCCAGAUCGUUGGCCUUGUCGGAUCAAACCUAAGUGGUUCGCCAACGUUUAACUUCAGCGAAAUUGUGAUCGUGCGCUGUCUCUCGACGAAGCAGCGACUACAGAAUCAGCUAGUCGCGAACUAUGUCCAGCAGGGCAUCAUGCAGGCGUAUCGACUUGUUGGGAGUGCAGAUAUCAUUGGCAAUCCGAUUGGGCUUGUGGAAGAUUUGGGUUCUGGUGUUGUGGAAUUUCUGAAGAUCACAAAGGGUGAACUAACUGGUGGUGCUCAAACUCGAGGUGAGGGCGUGAAGGUUUUGGGCAAGACUAUCGUAAAAUCAGGCGCGUCUUCGGUUGCAAAGAUCACAGGCUCACUCGAUAAGUUUGUGGGUGAGUUUUCGGACGACAACAAAGGCGAUACAUCCGGUGGUGAUGAUUCGUCUUCUUCGGACAAUGUUGGCGUCAAGUUUGCGAAAGACCUUGGCCGCGGCUUCACUGGUAUAUUCACGAAGCCUGUCGAGGGCGCUAUGAAAGGCGGUGUGACUGGACUGGUGCAGGGCACGGUGCAAGGCAUUGCCGGUCCUGGCGUUGUCCUGCUCAAGGGUCUAACGUCGACAUCUCACAAUCUUGCAUUGGGUGUCCGGUCUACGGUCGUUGAUCGCUCCCCGUUUGGCGGCCGCCGCCGAAAGCCGAAACUUGUUCAAAAUGGCAAGUUGAUCGCGGAGUUCGACGAAACCCAUUACAAACCAACCCUUCUGAACCUGGAGAUACUGGGUGCUAAUGGGCUGGACUCGGACAAGUCAUGUGACCCGCUAUGUGUUGUGCGAGUGGACGGUGUAGAUGUGAUGAAGACUGCGGUAAUCUACAACACCGUAAACCCAGCGUGGCAAGAGAAGACGCAGCUAGCGUUAACGGGCAAGGAGAAUGAGGUGCAAUUUGUGGUCAAGGACUCGUUUGGCGGCACCGUGGCCAAGACAAUUGGCAAGUGCAUUUUGAGCAUGGCGCAGCUCCAAGACGAUUUUAAGCCGCCCGAGUACUCGUCGGAUCUUGCUGAAUGGGUUCACACGCAGGUGAAGCCCGGAAACACUCAGAAGAACAUGAGCCAUGCGAUCGUGGAAAAGGAUUAUCCACUAGUCAUGCUGAAGAAAAACAGCUCGAAGAAGGCGAGCCAUGCAGCGUCAUUGAGUGGCGAGAAGCUCCAGGUAUUCGUUACUGUUGUAUCGUUGAGAGACAUGGUCGUCACUAGUUCGACUGGUAGUGGCAUGCUUGGGCUGGGCAACGUAGGAAGCAGCACACCCAACAUUUCCCCAUACAUCUCAGUGCACGUUGGUAAAAAAGCCAACCGCACGAAUACUACGAAAAUGUCGUUUGUGAAGAACGAGAAGAAGGAGCAGGUAGGCCAUGCGUCAUGGGGAGAAAGUUUCACGUUCUCAUUGACAGCGAAGGAGCUUCAGCGUGGCGGUGCCGACUCAAAACUGGUUGUUUCUCUAAAGGACAAGAGUAUGAUUGUGGACGCGAGACUUGGAUCGGCAACACUGGAUAUCGACGCGAGGAUCAACGCACCCGCUACGACGGAAGAGGUGGUACUGAAGGACCAGUUCAAUAAGUCGGUCGGAUACCUUACACUAAAGGUGGAAGUUUCUGGCUCAGCUACAUCGUCACGCUCACUAUCGUUUCAAUCUAUCGAGUCAACUGAAGAUAUGGCGACCAUACCACCCGAUGCAGUCAAGGCCGGCACUAUCCGCGUCUCAUGUGUGUUCGAGUAA
Messenger RNA from Peronospora farinosa, 8640 nucleotides. The record is from the annotation of a GenBank genome assembly. Lineage: Eukaryota; Oomycota; Peronosporomycetes; Peronosporales; Peronosporaceae.